GUGGAUAAGCUUUUUUGUCCUUUUUUUCUUCCUUAUACUUUGUUUCCAACACAAAUAUUUUGAAAGCAAUGCAGUUCCUUCUCUGAAUUUUGUCCUUCCUUUUCAUGAAGGAUAUUUUCUGAGUCUAAUAUUGCAUCUACCUUUUCUCUUUACUUGUACUUUCAGUUUCUAGUUAUGGCUGCACUAACUUCUUUGUCAUUCUCAGCAACUUCUCAAUGCUCACAGAGAAAAUCCACUUUGUCUUCUACUCGUUUCCUUGCUUCAAGUUCUGAUAUGUUUGGAAUUCGGACAGAUUCCUCGUACCAUUGUGUUGGUGUUAGAGUUGGCAAUUCUGCUUCUAAAAUGGUUAUUCAAUGCAUGUCUUCUGUCACAGAUGUUCCUAGUGUUUCUGAGACAAAGCUAAAUUUCCUAAAGGCAUAUAAACGACCAAUCCCGAGUAUCUAUAACAAUGUGCUGCAGGAGCUCAUUGUUCAACAUCAUUUAAUGAGAUACAAGACAUCAUACCAAUAUGAUUCUGUAUUUGCUCUUGGUUUUGUCACUGUCUAUGAUAAACUCAUGGAAGGGUAUUCUAGUGAAGAGGAGCGUGAUACCAUCUUCAAAGCUUAUAUUAAUGCAUUGAAGGAAGAUCCAGAACAAUACAGAAUAGAUGCAAAGAAGUUGGAAGAUUGGGCUAAGGCUCAAAACUCAAUUUCACUGGUUGAGUUUUCAUCCAGAGAAGGAGAAGUUGAAGGGGUUUUAAAGGAUAUUGCAAAAAGAGCAGGAGAAAAGGGUGAAUUCAGUUAUAGUCGUUUCUUUGCAGUAGGUCUUUUUCGCCUUCUUGAGUUGGCAAAUGCAACAGAACCAACAAUUUUAGACAAGCUUUGUGCGGCUUUGAACAUCGACAAAAGAAGCGUUGAUCGGGACUUGGAUGUGUACCGUAUGCUGCUUUCCAAGCUGGUUCAAGCAAAAGAGCUGCAAAGGGAAUUUAUUGACAGGGAGAAGAAGAAAAGAGAAGAAAGGGUGGAGCCACAGAAGGCUAAUGGGGCCAUUACAAAUUGAGUGGGGAAACUACUGUCUGUUCUGUAGCUAAGUUCUUCAAAAACGAUCUCCAUGUGAAGAUUUCUAAUCCUUGACACACCUUUUCUUAAUCCACUGAGUUGGAUAAGCAAGAAUCAGCAUGAUUUCUCAUACUGUACUUGGUUUACAUUGUGGUAUUUGUUCUUCUAAAACCACAAUUUGUUCACCCUUUUCACACAAUUUGCAUGUAUUUUCUAGUUUUACCUUGCAGUCACAAAUUUAUUUUCGCAGUUCUAAAAACAAGAAAGCCUAAAGGCAUACAUUCUGAGUAAAUAACUUUAUAUUUCGGUGAGUGCGUUCACUUCGACAUCAAUUUCAUGGUUAGAAUUUACUAUCAUCAGUUAUUGGUUUA
Messenger RNA from Medicago truncatula (barrel medic), 1408 nucleotides. RefSeq names its product protein THYLAKOID FORMATION1, chloroplastic. Lineage: Eukaryota; Viridiplantae; Streptophyta; Magnoliopsida; Fabales; Fabaceae. Bases 175 to 1038 code for a protein of 287 amino acids. The record is from RefSeq and is a predicted model, not a curated record. Gene Ontology annotation, cellular component: chloroplast thylakoid. The transcript is spliced from 5 exons. Gene Ontology annotation, biological process: protein import into chloroplast stroma; photosystem II assembly; protein import into chloroplast thylakoid membrane.